CAUCAUCUCCUUCUAUUCACCAAAGUCAAUGGACCAGAAGCUUCUGUUAAUAGGUGGUCAAGCAUGGAGAUAAUCAACCUCUGGACCAUGUUUGGUAUAUUUUGUGGAAUUUUGAGUUGGCCUGCCUGGAUCAUGUUAAAUGUCCUCCCCAUCCCAGUUUCCUCAAGCUCAUUAGGAAAAGAAUUUGUCACUGCAUUCAUGCAAAAUGGUUUUCCACAAAGGUUCCAGGGAAACUUUAAGCUUCUCAUCACAGGUUCUGUUCAGUCCACAUCUGUUACUAUCUCCAUGAAACAACCCACACUGAGGGUAACAGUCAUCGUGAACACUGGUGAAAUAAUGUCAGUGAAAAUCCCACCAGAGGCUGAGAUGGUUGGAAGCAAUAUUUUUGACAAUACACUCGUCAUCAGGGCUAACAAUGAUAUCUCCAUCCUUUCCUUUUCCGACAAACCACACUCAACUGACACCACUAUUGUCUAUCCCAUAACAAGCUUGGGUACUGAAUAUUAUGUUAUUACACCAAAUGUGGGUACCGAUCAGUACAGACAAUUUGCCAUUGUAGGCUGGGCUGAACCCACAACAAUUGAUGUCUACCUGAAAGGUCCUGUUACUUUCCAAGGAAAAAACUAUUUACGAGGAAGCAAGUUGACCAUUUCACUUCAACCUUAUCAGGCUGCUCAGUUCCAAGGCCAGGUGGACCUCUCUGGUACUAAAAUAGUCUCCCAGAAACCAGUGGCUGUCUACAGUGGACAUACAUGUGUCUCUAGGCAAGUCCAGUGUGAUCAUGUCCUUGAACAGCUUUUGCCCGUUUCCAGCUGGGGCACUAAGUUCAUCGUUCCCUCUUUACCUUUUAAUACAGAGUAUGACAUUGUGUAUGUUUCUGCUUCCCAAAAUACUUAUGUUGAUGUUCAGGCCGGACAAACCAAGAAUGUCAGGAAUUUGCAUGCUGCCCGGGUAGCAUACUAUGGCAUUCAAGGCACAACUGCAAUGCCCAUCACAGCUAGUUCUGGCAUCCAAGUUAUGUUUUUCAAUGAUGGUGGCACCCUUGGGAAUCUUAAAUAUGAUCCAUUCUUCAUGGCAAUACCUGAUAUCUCCAGCUACUGUCUGGCUUAUAACAUCUAUGGAGAUAACCAGUUUGAGAAUUACGCCCUGAUCAUUGCCAAAUCUUCAGAGAUUUCUGGGAUCACUGGGAACAAAAGGCCAUUGCAAGGUCUGCAAUGGAAUCAAGUUUCUGGCACCGAUUACUCCUGGACUUCCCACCACUUAGACCGAAGACAUAUCAUCUACACAAUAGAACAUCCCAACUCCCCCUUUGGGGUGCUGAGUGUUGGAAUUGGAAAUGGAAAAGCUUACGGUUCUCCUGCUGUUUGUGCAAAUGCUCACAUCUGCCCAGUGAACAGCCACUAUGAAGCCUGUGGAAAUGCUUGCCCAGAUACCUGCUCCGAACCAUCAGCCUCCUUCUCCUGUACCCUGAAUUGUGUGCCAACAUGCCAGUGCAACAAUGGUUAUGUCCUCAAUGGCAACCAGUGUGUCCCUAUUGAAAGCUGUGGCUGUGUCUACAAUGGCCUCCAUUAUGAACCCGGAGAGGAAUUCUGGGAAGAUGAGAAUUGCCACUCCCGCUGCAAAUGUGACCUCAGCCAGGGGACUGUAAACUGCUGGAAGGCCAGUUGCAAGGCCAGUGAAAAAUGUACCACGGUUAAUGGUAUGCACCACUGCAAAAGGCUGGCUUACUCCACCUGCACUGGAACUGGAGACCCUCACUAUACCACCUUUGAUGGAAGGAAGUAUGACUUCCAGGGUAGCUGUGUUUAUCAGAUGGCUGGGGUCUGCUCUAAGGAUUCCCCUCUUACCCCCUUUUCAGUGACAGUAGAAAACAGCAACCGAGGCAGUAAGACAGUGUCCUUCACCAAGGUAGUGACUCUGGAGGUCUACAAUGUGACUCUCAGCCUGAGCCAAAAGCAUCCUCAAAAAAUUCAGGUCAAUGGAGUCUUUAUCGAUCUACCCUUCUCCUAUGAAAAUAAACUGAGCGUCUACCGGAGUGGAGUCCACGGCUUCAUCAAGACAGACUUUGAACUGGAAGUCAGUUUUGACUGGUACAGCUAUGCCAGGGUCAUCCUUCCCAACACUUAUGCCAAUGCAAUCUGUGGCCUCUGUGGUAAUGCCAAUCAAGAUCCAAAGGAUGACUUCCUCAUGAAAGAUGGAACACAAGCUAAGGAUGAAAUUCAAUUUGCAAACAGCUGGAAAGUGAAGGAUGUCCCAGGGUGCUCAACAGGAUGUACUACUAACUGCUCAAUCUGCAAAGAUGAGCAGAAACAAAUCUACAAGGGGGACCAAUUCUGUGGCAUCCUUAUCAGAAAGAAUGGGCCAUUCAGGCAAUGCUAUAAGAUUCUUGACCCAACAUCCUAUUUUGAUGAUUGUGUCUUUGAUACCUGUGUGUACAAGGGCCAUCAUGACACUCUCUGUGGUGCCAUCAGUGCCUACGUGACAGCCUGCCAAGCUCUGGGCAUCCAACUUAAGCAGUGGAGAUCAGCUUCAUUCUGCAGCAUUCCCUGCCCACAUAAUUCCCACUAUGAACUCUGUGGAAAUAGCUGCCCGGCCACUUGUCAUAAUCAUUCAGCCUCAGAAACAUGUGAAGCUCCAUGUGUAGAAGGAUGUUUUUGUGACUCUGGAUUCAUUCUCAGUGGAGAUCAAUGUAUUCCUCUCGCUGAGUGUGGCUGUAUGCAUCAGGGCAGAUACUACAAAAAGGGAGAGGAGUUCUACCCAACCCGCUCUUGCGAGGAGAAGUGUCAUUGUAUGGACAAUGGAGCCAUUGAGUGCCACCAAUUCUCUUGUGGUGCUUAUGAGGUGUGCAGGAUGGAAAAUGGAAUCCAAGAUUGUCAUCCUCUGGGAUAUGUAACAACUAUAGUUACUGGUGACCCUCAUUACAUUUCUUUUGAUGGGCGAAGUUUUCAUUUCCAUGGCUCUUGCACUUACAUCUUAACCAAAGUAUGUAGCGAGGAUCCUCGAUUAGUGCAAUUCUCUGUGCUGGUGGAGAAUGAGAAGCUUGAACACUGGCAUGCAUCUAUAACAAGAAAAGUGAUGAUCUCAGUUCAAGGACAUUCUAUUGUCCUUGAAAGGGGAAUAAAGUGGAAGGCUAUGAUGAAUGGAGAGUACUAUACAUUGCCAAUGAGCACAGUUGAUGGGAAGCUUUGGAUCACACAGGAGGGGAACAACAUCAUUGUCCAGUCACCGUUUAUUCUCAGAGUGCUCUAUGAUACUUCUUCAUAUGUUCAUGUGUCAGUCCCCAGCUCAUAUCAUGGGCACCUCUGUGGUUUAGGUGGCAACUUCAAUAGUGAUCAGAGUGAUGAUUUUAUGCUGCCUAAUGGAAAAGUAACUCAAAGCAUGGAUGAGUUUGGUGCUUCCUGGAAAGUUCCUGUGAAUGGCGUCACAUGCUCUGAUGGCUGUGGGGAGACAUGCCCCACCUGCAAUGCCAUCCAGACAGCACCAUAUGAAGCUGAGAGUUCUUGUGGAAUGAUCCAGUGCAAGACAGGUCCAUUUAAAGACUGCCACCCAUUGGUUAGCCCUGUUGACUACUUAAGACAUUGCCUCCAUGACAUGUGUUUGACUAAUGGAGAAGGAGAAACUUUGUGUCAAAGUCUUCAGGCCUAUACAGUUGCAUGCCAGCUAGCUGGAGCCAAUGUUGGAGCUUGGAGAACAGCCUCCUUCUGUUCUCUCCCCUGCCCGGCUAACAGUCAUUAUGAGUUGUGUACCCGAACCUGUGAUUUCACCUGUGCUGCCUUAUCUGCUCCAACUCACUGCACAGGAGAAUGUUUUGAAGGCUGCGAAUGUGACAACGGCUAUGCAUUUGACGGGGAGGAAUGUGUGCCUAUGGAUAAGUGCGGAUGUGUUUAUGAGAGGCGCUACAUCAAGGCAGGGGAGACAAUCUUAUCCAAUGACUGCUCCGAGAAGUGCACUUGCCACCCAUCUAGCCAGCUCAUCUGUGUCAAGAACCGCUGCGCUGUGGGAGAGACUUGUAUGCCCACAGCCAAGGGGUAUGGCUGUGUAAGACAGGAAGGCCAAUGCACUCUGAUCCCAGGCGCAUGGCUCAGCUCCUUUGAUGGUGUCACAGGGAAGCUUAUCACCAGCGGUGCUUACAAGCUUGCAUCCUACUGUGAGGAGGACUCACCCUCCUGGUUUAAACUGGUGGUGGAUUUCAAUGACUGUAACCAUGACAUGGUGCCUGCUGCUACAGCAGUCUACAUCUUCUUCCGGGAAGCGUUCAUCACAGUGACUAACCUCAAGGAGACUUGGGUCAAUGGACUCUUGGUCCAGCUCCCACACAAUGUCUCCACAGCCAUCUCCAUCACUGAAUCUCAGGACAGCAUUGUCAUCAAUCAAAACUCCCAGCUACAAGUUCUCUACAGUCCCAAUGGCAAAGUAACAGUGAAGGUCACCAGCAACAUGGCAGGGAAGCUAUGUGCUCCUUGUGGGAACUUUAACAACGACUCUUCAGAUGACUUAAGGCUACCGAAUGACCAGAUUGCAAAUAACAUUGCUGAGGUGGUUGAUGCCUGGAAGGCCAGGGAUUUCUUGGGGUGCUACUAAUUCCCAAGAGGCCUGUUGCUGUUUAGAAUGAUUGCUUCCUGUUCCAAGGACAGACCAGCUAUGAUCCCUCCCUUGCCAUUAAGCCUCUUUGGGUGUCACUUACUAGGAAGGAACCUCAACGGAGCAUUACAGAACUAUAUUCGCUUCCUCCCCAUUGCUUGGAGAGAGUCUACCAACCUGUUCCACCUCCACUUAUUUACACAUUCCGAUACUGUCACCGAAGUCUGUUGCUACCUGAUAUGCUACCAGAGUCAUGUGGUUUUGUGUUGAGAAAGUUGUGGAGAGACAUAGAAUAUUUAUAGCAAGAGACGGCUAGGUGUCCUUUUUACUACUGAAUGGCAUUUCCACAGUGGGAUGAAUAAUAGCCAGAAUCAGACCCAGGGCCUCAGUUCACAGGUGCAUAUUUUUUCCCAUUCUCUCUCUCUCUCUCUCUCUUUCUCACACACACACUUCUUGGAAAGCAUGAAUGUCAUCAGCUCAACACUGUCAAAGUUCUUCUUUCUUCCCACUAUCUAGGACAGUGUUGUCCAAAC
This is a messenger RNA of Python bivittatus (Burmese python), 5114 nucleotides long. RefSeq names its product IgGFc-binding protein-like. Gene Ontology annotation, molecular function: protein binding. Lineage: Eukaryota; Metazoa; Chordata; Lepidosauria; Squamata; Pythonidae. The record is from RefSeq and is a predicted model, not a curated record.